Messenger RNA from Bathycoccus prasinos, 1902 nucleotides. RefSeq lists its product with no specific name. The record is from RefSeq and is a predicted model, not a curated record. Gene Ontology annotation, molecular function: manganese ion binding; metalloaminopeptidase activity. Gene Ontology annotation, cellular component: cytoplasm. Lineage: Eukaryota; Viridiplantae; Chlorophyta; Mamiellophyceae; Mamiellales; Bathycoccaceae. Bases 1 to 1902 code for a protein of 633 amino acids. Gene Ontology annotation, biological process: proteolysis. The transcript has a single exon.
AUGCGGCGAUCUCGUUUGGAAAAAUCAUACAAAAAACGUCAUUUACACGCACGCGCGCACACACACACACGCAGUGCGCGAGGAGUAGUAGUAGUCGUUCAAGAACAGCAGUACAUGCUCCGAGGAGGCGCCGCUGGGGGAGCGUUUUCAUCCGUGGUCGUCUCGUUCUCUUCUCGGUCUUCGUUCUCCAGAUUUGUGCAUCAACGUCGACGCGUACGAGCGGGGAAGCACUUCGCGACGAAGACAUCGUCGGGUUUGAUGAGCGCGAACGCGAAUAACCACGGAGGCAGAUACCACGCGACUUCCUCGGACCAGUUUCAAACGCCGACUUUAAAGUUUGAUAAUUCCUCGAAAGCGUUUUCGGACGACGUUGGGAAAAAGCAAUUGUUCGACCGCUUAAGUUUUAUCGGGAAACCGAAAGCGUUGGAAACGUUGUUUCGAGAGGAUGAAACGCUCGCGAAAAACGUGGACGAGAAAACGAUGAAGUUGAUCGAGGCGUUCUUGGAAAGCGCGAAGAAAGAAAAAGCGUCCUCGACAGUCAUCCAAACUGGAACGAGGGAGAACGAGAAGAAGAAAACGGUCGUGCAAGAGAUUGCGAUUGGGGUGUUGCCGACGCAGGUGUCGAGGCACAACGACGCGAGCGGAGCGCACGGGUUGCAAGAGAUCGCGAAAGGGACGUGCGGGGACGGGAAGACGAGGAGAGUGGUGAUUGCGAGCGAGAACGAGAGCGAUUUUGGGAGCUUGGUGAACGCGUUGACGAGAGCGUUCCCGGUGUUUUCGAUGAAGAGCAAAGGGUCUUCCUCCUCCGAGAAGGAAGAGGAGACGAAGCCGGAACCGAUGGUGGUGGCGUUAAGCGGCGCGUCUGAAGCGACGUCGAAAAAAGCGAAAGCGAUCAGCGAAGCGGUUGAACUCGCGUGCCGCAUGGUGGAUACGCCACCGACGAGUAUGGAUCCGCAAGGGAUGGUCGACGAGGCUUUGGCCGCGGCGAAACGCGUUGGCGGGGUAAAGUCGCAAGUUUGGAGAGACAAAGAGUUGCGACGGGACGGGAUGGGAUGCAUCGCCGCUGUCGGCCAAUCAGCCUCCACGGACGGGAGAGAACCGGCAUUGAUUCGUUUGACGUUCGUUCCAAAAGGCGUGAAAGCGUUGGAGAGACCAAUUGCUUUGGUUGGUAAAGGCAUCUCGUUCGAUACCGGGGGGUUGUCCUUGAAAGUUGGCGGUUCGAUGCCGGGGAUGAAAGCCGAUAUGGGCGGCGCUGCGGCCAUGCUCGGGGCUUUUGAAGCGUUAGCGAAAUGUUCCACGGAAGGUACGAUCACUUUGAAGCAACCGUUAGAGUUAUUGAUGUGCGUUGCCGAAAACGCCAUCGGAUCUGGUGCCAUCCGCAACGACGACGUCAUCACGUCCUACGCCGGCAAAACGGUUGAAUUGAACAACACCGACGCCGAAGGUCGAUUGGUCUUAGCCGACGGCGUCUCGUACGCGUCCAAGACGUUGAACGCGACGCAUUUAAUCGACAUGGCUACCUUGACUGGUGCGCAAAUGGUCGCCACUGGCUCUAAAUUUUCCGGCAUCGUCUGUAACGACGACGACUUUGAAUUGUUAGCGGUGAAGUGCGGUAAAGUUUCCGGCGAUUUGGCGCAUCCGUUGCCGUUCGCGCCGGAGUUUUUCAACUCAGAAUUUGAUUCCAAAGUUGCGGACAUGAAGAACAGCGUGAAGAACAGAGCGAACGCGCAAUCGUCGUGCGCGGCACAGUUUGUGUACAACCACGUCGACGAUGAAUGGAAAGAGAAAGGCGGAAAGUGGCUGCACGUGGACAUGGCUGGACCGUCCACGCACGACAGCGGAAGAGGCACGGGCUACGGCGUCGGGUUGUUAGUCUCGCUUGUCGAAGAACUCAACAAGUGA